AUGGCGCAGGGCAGGGGCCCCAACUUUCCGGCGGCGCUGGCGAUCGCGCCGAAUGCCCCGGACGCUGGACAUGGGACAGAGGCAUGGCAGCACGAUAGCGCAGCGGACAUUGCCGCAUUUGGGAUUGCUGGGCGCAUCUGGGAAUCGGCUUUUCUUCUGAUGCGCUACGUCGAGGACGACGCGUACGUGUACGACCCCCCGUGCUCCAUGAUUGGCAACGAUGCGCCACGGACCGUGCUGGAGCUUGGUUCGGGCGUCGGGACUGCCGGCCUGGCGGCCGCUGCAGCGCUGCACCGUACCGGCCUUGGACACACGGUCGUGCUGACCGACCUUGCUGAGGUGUGCCCGCUGCUUGAGCGCAAUGCGCGCACGACGCAGGAGCGUGGCGUCGACGUGCGUGUACAUGCACUGCCGUGGGGCGAUGCCGCCGCCGCCGCCGCCGUGCAGCGUGCGCUGCCGCGGCCGAUUACGCACGUCCUGUGCUCGGACCUGGUGUACUUCCCUGAGCUCCUUGCGCCGCUCCUGCGCACACUCCUCGACCUGACGGCGUGCACGCCUUCGCCGGAAGUCGUGAUCGGGUACAAGAUCCGCUCGCUCACAAAAGAGCAGCCGUUCUGGGCCGCUUUUGGGGCAUGGUUCGACUUCCAGGUCGUGUACUGCGCGCCGGCCACGCGCCCGACGGCGUGGGCGCCGCUGGGGUCGGAUGCCACACAUCUCGCGCACGGCCCGCCAGGCCAGGUGCCGGACGACUACUUUGUCUUUGUCGCGCAUCGCCGGCCCGCGACGCUGCGCCAGGCGCCGCCGGCGUCGGAUGCCCAGCUCUUGCAAGGUUUCCGCGUCGUCGAAAAAGAGCCGCACGAGGUGUUUGAUACGGACAUGUCGGGCGUCGACACGUUUGAGUGGCUCAUGCUCAGCCGUACUAUGUAUGAUUAG
This is a messenger RNA of Malassezia japonica, 933 nucleotides long. RefSeq lists its product as uncharacterized. The transcript has 2 exons. The record is from RefSeq and is a predicted model, not a curated record. Gene Ontology annotation, biological process: peptidyl-lysine methylation. Gene Ontology annotation, molecular function: protein-lysine N-methyltransferase activity. NCBI's taxonomy places the organism in Eukaryota, Fungi, Basidiomycota, Malasseziomycetes, Malasseziales, Malasseziaceae. Bases 1 to 933 code for a protein of 310 amino acids. Gene Ontology annotation, cellular component: cytoplasm.